Messenger RNA from Metarhizium album ARSEF 1941, 2256 nucleotides. RefSeq names its product Actin-like protein. The transcript is spliced from 4 exons. Gene Ontology annotation, biological process: regulation of DNA-templated transcription. Lineage: Eukaryota; Fungi; Ascomycota; Sordariomycetes; Hypocreales; Clavicipitaceae. Bases 1 to 2256 code for a protein of 751 amino acids. The record is from RefSeq and is a predicted model, not a curated record. Gene Ontology annotation, cellular component: Ino80 complex; cytoplasm.
AUGGCUCCCUCCGCGAUAGACGACCCGAAGCAGAGGCGCCCGGACGAGAAGGCGUAUCCCGCCGCCAACAUCUUCCCUGUCAAGGAGACUCGAUUCGAAAAGUACAUUGAGCCUCAGGCUGAUGGAUACAAGAAGGCCCUCGAGCAACACGGGGGCGAUGCUGCCAUCGUCAUCGACAAUGGGUCUUGGGCCGUCCGUGCCGGGUGGUCUUUUGAGUCGGCGCCGCGGUUCAGCAUGCCCCCGAUAAUGGCCAAGUAUCGCGAUCGCAAGUUCGGCAAGACUUUCUCGUUUGCCGGAUCCGACUGCUACGCCGACACGACAGCUCGAGGCCAUAUCCGAGGAGCAUUCGAGGCCGGCACGGGCAUCGUGAGUAACUGGGACGUCAUGGAGCACGUCCUGGACUAUGUAUUCCUCAAACUGGGGCUCAACGAAUCAAGCGACGGAUCGGUAGACGUCCCCAUUGUCAUGACAGAGGCCGUUGCCAAUCUGCCGUACUCGAGAAAAUCAAUGACUGAGAUCAUCUUCGAGUGCUACGGCGCGCCAUCGCUGGCCUACGGCAUCGACUCUCUCUUCUCGUACCGACAAAACAGGGGAAACACAGGCCUCGUCAUCUCAUCAUCCCACACUUCAACGCACGUCAUUCCAGUAUACAACGCCAAGGCGAUUCUCGGCCAGGCGAUCAGGCUCAAUUGGGGAGGGUAUCACGGCGCCGAGUACCUCCUCAAGCUUAUCCGCUUGAAAUACCCUGCCUUCAAUGCCAAACUCAACGGCUCACAGGCCGAGCACAUGAUCCGGGAUCACUGCUACGUAUCCAAGAACUACGACGAAGAAAUCAAAAACUACCUCGACUGGACAGGUCUGGAAGACAGAGACGUCGUCAUCCAGUAUCCCUACACAGAGGAAGUCGUCGUCCAGAAAACCGAGGAGGAGCUCGCCAGGAUAGCAGAACGCAAGAAGGAGAGCGGCCGUCGGUUACAGCAACAGGCCGCCAAGAUGAGGCUCGAAAAGCUGAUGAAGAAGGAACAAGACCUCGAGUACUACAAGAACCUACAGGCAAAGCUUGUCGACGAGACCAAGAAGGAAAUCCGCCGCCAGCUGGACAGCCACGAGAUCAAGGACGAAAACCAGCUCGACAAGAUCAUCAAGGAGCUGGAAAAGUCCAUCAAGAAGGCGCGCACAAAGGACGUCGGCGGCGACCCCGAAGAGGACCAGGAACAGCCCAACUUUGACCUGCUCGACGUGCCCGACGACCAGCUCGACGAGGCGCAGAUCAAGCAGAAGCGCCAACAGCGCCUCAUGAAAUCCAACCACGAAGCCCGCGCGCGCGCCAAGGCCGAGAAGGAGGCCGAGAAGGCGCGGGUCGCCGAGGAGGAGCGCCUCGACAAGGAGCGCCGCGAAAACGACCUCGACAACUGGCUCGAGGAGAAGCGCCAGGCUCGCCUCCGGACCCUCCAGAAGAUCAAGGAGCGCGACCGCCUAAAGGCCGAUCUGGGAAACCGCAAAUCCCUCGCCUCCCAGAUCCGCAUGAAGAGCAUCGCCAACCUCGCUUCCGAGAAUACGACCAAGAAGCGUCGCCGCGGCGGGGACGACGACGACUUCGGCGCCAACGACGACGACUGGGGCGUCUAUCGCCAGAUCGCCGUCGGUGACAACAGCGAGGACGAGCAGGAGGAGGAGGACCUCGCCACCAGCCUCAGGAACCUCGAGCAGGAGCUCCUCCAGUACGAUCCGGACUUUGACUACGAGCAAACCCAGGAGGCGCAGUCCGACUGGUCCAAGUCCCUGCUGCACGCCUUCGCCCGCGGGCCCCGCCCCUUCGACUCGGCCUCCCAGGCACAGCUCAACCAGAUCCAUCUCAACGUGGAGCGCAUCCGCGUCCCGGAGGUUGUGUUCCGCCCGUCCAUAGCGGGCGUCGACCAGACCGGCAUCAUCGAAAUCGCGGGGGACGUGCUGAACCAGCGCCUGAGCGGUGUGCCUGACCGCGACGCCUUUCUGAAGGACAUCUUCCUCACCGGCGGGAACACCCUGUUCCAGAACUUUGACCAGCGUGUUCGUGAGGGUCUCAGGGCGCUGCUGCCCGCCGAUUCGGAGUUGAAGGUGCGUCGUGCGCAGGAUGCCUUGCUGGAUGCGUGGAAGGGUGCCGCCGGCUGGGCGGGGACGCCGGCGUGGAAGGCGGCUACAAUUACGAGGGAGGAGUAUCGCGAACAGGGACCAGAGUAUAUCAAGGAGCAUGACAUGGGCAACUCGUAUGCUUGA